GGAGGCGCCUCCCCCUCCCCUUGCCGUACAGCAUGGCGGCGCUGUGGUGGAGGCGCCUGCCAGGACUGCGCGGCGCGGUGCGAGGCCUCUCAGGAAAGAAAGAGUAUGAUCUUCUGGUAGUUGGUGGAGGGUCUGGAGGCCUUGCUUGUGCAAAAGAAGCUGCUCAGUUUGGAAGGAAAGUGGCUGUUUUGGAUUAUGUGGAACCUUCUCCACAAGGAACCAAAUGGGGACUUGGUGGAACUUGUGUGAAUGUUGGCUGCAUUCCUAAAAAGCUUAUGCAUCAAGCAGCCCUUUUAGGGAGUGCUGUUAGAGAUGCCCAACACUAUGGCUGGAAUAUAGCCCAACCUGUUCAUCAUACCUGGUCUGUGAUGGCACAAGCUGUUCAGAAUUACGUGAAAUCCUUGAACUGGGGACACAGAGUGCAACUGCAAGACAAGAAGGUGAAAUAUUUCAACAUGAAAGGAAGUUUUUCUGAUCCGUAUACAGUCUGUGGUUUAACAAAAGGAGGUAAAGAGACUAUUGUUACUGCAGAAAAUAUUGUCAUUGCUACUGGAGGAAGACCAAAAUACCCUACACAUAUUGCAGGUGCACUGGAGUAUGGAAUCACAAGUGAUGAUCUAUUCUGGUUAAAAGAAUCUCCUGGGAAAACGUUGGUUGUUGGAGCCAGCUUCUCACUUGAGUGUGCUGGUUUUCUAACGGGCAUUGGAUUGGACGCUACAGUCAUGAUGAGAAGUAUCGCACUUCGUGGGUUUGAUCAGCAAAUGGCAUCUUUAGUAACUGAGCACAUGGAAUCUUACGGCACAAAGUUUUUAAAGAGAUGCCUCCCAACCAAAGUUGAAAAAUUGGAGAGCAACAGAUUGCAAGUCACCUGGAAAAAUACUGAGCUGGGCACAGAAGAAACCGAUUCCUUUGACACAGUGAUGUGGGCAGUAGGCCGAGCCCCUGACACUGAAACUCUCAAUUUGGAGACAGCUGGAGUGAAAACUAAUUCUGAAACUGGAAAGAUUGUUGUUGAUGCCAGUGAAGCUACUUCUGUUCCUCACAUUUAUGCAAUUGGAGACAUAACAGAGGGCCGCCCUGAAUUAACACCCACAGCAAUAGCUGCAGGAAGACUGCUGGCUCGGCGUCUUUUUGGCCAAUCUUCAGAACUGAUGGACUAUGAUAAUGUGCCUACUACAGUUUUCACUCCCCUGGAAUAUGGUUGUGUUGGACUGUCAGAAGAAGCAGCUGUGCAAUGCUAUGGAUCAGAUAAUAUUGAGGUGUACCAUGCAUAUUAUAAACCUUUAGAGUUCACAGUGGCUGAAAGAGAUGCAACUCAAUGCUAUAUGAAAAUGGUGUGCUUACGAGAGAGUGAGCAACGAAUACUUGGCCUUCAUUUCAUUGGACCAAAUGCAGGCGAAGUUAUUCAAGGAUUUGCUCUUGGAAUCAAAUGUGGUGCUACGUAUCCUCAACUAAUGAAGACAAUUGGCAUUCACCCUACCUGUGCUGAAGAAGUAACCAAGUUGCACAUUACAAAGCGUUCUGGCUUGGAUGCAACAGUCACAGGCUGCUGAGGUUAAACACCAUCCCUGGAAAGAAGGAAAAAAAGCACAAAAUAUAUUUGUAAAAAUAAGGGGCACUUAGAGUUGAAACAGUUUUAAUGUUUCAAGUUCCAGUUCUUUCUGUACACAACUUUUUCUCACAGCCAGAGAAAUCGUCCUUGCACCGUCCCAUUGCUAAAACCAAUGCAGUUCUGCUGUAACAAAUCUCUCUCUUUCAAAGCGCCUAUAACUCUUCUGUUGCUGGGAGCUAGGGAAUAAUCACAGUUUUAUAUAUGUAAAUAUAACGGAAGCCAGUGACAUCUGAUGCCAUCUACAAAUUAAACAGCUGUCAUUUGAGUUUCUCUGUUGGCAUGACUGAUAGCCAAUAUAAGUGUCUCCCGUAAUAUUCAUACAGAUGCUAGGAAUUGAACAGGGCUUCCCUUUAGAAUUUUGGUGACGAUACUUUCUCCUAAGUGCUUGGAUAGCUCAUUCCUGAUCCUAAUCUUGAAUACUGAGACUCUGUUCUCUACUAGUAGAAACAAGUUCCCAGAGUGCAUUGCAACAGGUAAGACUAUAUCUUUGGGUUUUUUCUUUACAAUGUACUAUGUGCAGGAAUUUAAUGGAAAAUCACUUAUCACCGAAGCUGUGCUGCUACUGGAUGAAUCCCAAUGAUUAAUCAGUAGCAGCCUGGUUAUAAAGUUGUGGUGAUGGCUGAGAAUGAAUGAGCUCAGAGGUGCUAAAGAAAGAGUUGAAUUUUAUGGUGACUUCUGCUCGCUCUUGAAAUUUCUAAUUCAGUUCAAAUUAAAUUGACACAUCUUGGAAGUUACCACUUGAACACCAUAUAUUAAGCAAUGCUGACAAGUACAGUCAAAGCUACUAAUAAUACAAGUCAUGCAGCAUUUUCGGUUUUAUAGUACGCAGAAAUCUGGCUGUGAUACAUUUUGUUGGUUUGUUUUUAAAAUUUUCUCACUGAUGAGCUGGAGACUGUGUCUGAAUGGAUCUAGAUCUGGCUCUAAUAAAACUGAAGGAAACUAUAUAAGCAGCGAUCUCGAAAAUAAGUGGUCCUGCUUAGAACAAAAAUAGAAAAUAAUUAUCUGAGAGCUUUCUUUAGUUUCAGUAUUGGCCAGAAUAAGAAAGCAUUAAUCUGUUGUGAAUUUCUGCAUAUUUUCUUGCUGUCCAGAAGGGGGAGAUGCUGGCCAAUUUGUGGCAAUAAAGGAACAGAAAUCAACUAUGAAGCUUUUGUAGACCUCUGUUAAAGAAGUAGCCUGACGAAAGCAAAGACAAAACUAACUGCACUGAAUUUCAAUCAAGUUGCAGCUGCGAACAUUUUGAUACCAUAGUCACUUAUUUUCUUGCACCCUUUACAGCAGAAUAGAGCAUGUAGAAGAAGAGAUCAGCUUGAGGUAAAAUGGAAUGUAUCCUUUCUGCAGAUAAUUGUGCCAGGUUUCUUGUGUGUGGAAUUUGAUAUUUUCUUAGCUGUCCUUCUGCUUGUUGCACAGUUUGGACGAAUAGCAUGAUGAUCACGUAUAUAUUUGCUAUUUUUUCUUUGAGUACUGUUUCACUGCUGCAGCAUGCAGCACAGACAAAUGGUUUGUUUCAGUGUGAAAUCUUUUUUUACAGUGAGAAUUGUGCCUGUCAGAGGCACUAUUACACAAAAAGUGAUCAGACCUUCUAAAUUUUGAUGCAGUAGCAUUGACUCUCAUUGACACUAGAAUACUCUAUUCUCAAAGAUUACUUCUGACUUAAACAACAAAAGAAAAUUUAAAUUCUUUCUUUACCAAGUUUCCUGGUAUUUCUGGUCUGUAAAAGAGGAAGGAAUAAUGCAGUCUGACUGCGAGUGUCAUUCCCUACCAGAUCUGCUGAUGAAUGAUCUACAAAGUCAUUCAUAAGCUUGUAGUUGAAAAGAAAUACUGAGUGGAAUUAUACUUGAAGCGCCACCUGAAUAUUGCAACUGCCUUUAAAAGAAAUGAUGAAAGGUCCGAGCUGUUUAGAAAUAACAAAAAAGAAAGUUGCUUCUCUUCUCUGUCCUACCAGUGCAUCGAGUACAUUGAGUUGUUUGCCCCAAGAGACAGAUGGAGCGAUGAGUUAAUUACAUUCAUCAUAAAGUUCAAAAUAGUGACAACAACUAGAGAAAUCUCAAGGAAAUAUGUCCUCAGUGUAUACGGGGUGUGAAAUGAAGGCAUGUCAUUGGUCUCAGAAGUAAUAGAAUUUGCUUGGUUUUAGAAUUGCUGAGCGGACUGCAUGAAGAUUGAUCCUGUAUCUUGAACAGCAGCUGAGUUCUACUCCUCAUUUGGUGGAAGAUUUUGUUGCCUCCUGAAGUAAAACUAAACAUAGAUUUGUGCCUACGUAACCCAAAUGUCAGAAUCAACAGCACGACAGAAUAACACCACCUAUUGUGAUUGUGCUUUUUCUCCUGAAGGAUUUGCCAGGGAUGGUCCUUAAGAAUUGUUUUUAAAAGCCUGAUUAAUUAAAAUGACUGAUGUACACUGGAAAUUACUAAUUAUAUAUGAAAAUGUAAAAUGUAAAAAAAAAAUGUAAAAUGUAAAAAUGUAAAAUGUAAAAAAAAAAAAAAAUUAGUCAGGCUUCUUCUCGGGAUGCCAGCUGAUGAGGGCUCGUUUGUCAAACCACACUGUGGUGCAAACAAGUCUGAGCAUUGCUGGGUCCCACAUAUGCAUAGUCCAAAUACUUAUUGUGCUGUGAAUUAAUUAAUUAAUAAAGAGGGGUUUUUUUGUAAUAAAUGUUUGAUUAUUUAAUAUUUUUAUAUGGCUUCUGCUUGUAAAAGAUUUCUUUUUUGGUCUUAAUGCUGUCUCUCCUGGUUGAGGCAUGUGUUAUGGAAAGGUAGUAGUCUGACUCGGACUUUUUAAUAAGGAAAUGUUGAUACCUAUCUGUCUCUGAUGUGUAAACUGAAUAGCCAUGGAGAUUAUUCCAGGCUAGAUGACCUUCUUGUUUUAAAUUUAAACUAAGAGAGCACCUAGACUUGGUAAGUAUGGUUUCAAAUACUUCCCUGUUUAUUUCAGCUAAUGAGGUCUAAACAAGUAUUUUCACGGUCCAUGUGUGUUGACAUGCUUCUUGAAGACUCAUCAAGAGAAAACUCACUUGAAAUACAGUGCAGUCAGUACAGGGAUAAACUAUUCUACAUUUCCUAUUCACUUUGGGUUUAAACUAGAACAAAUGGUGGGGAAAAAAAAUGCAUUGCAGCCAAGCCAGUUAGUAGCUAUGGGUACUACUAGGUAAAAAUGUUGGAAAAUUAGUUAGGGAACAUAUUUUAAAAUGUAUUUUUAAGCUCUAAGAAACUUCUCUGUCAGGAAAAAAAAGGAACUGCAUUGUUCAAAUGUAUUUUAGUUUUCUUUUAUUUCUUUAAAUCCACUUACUUUGAUGAGAAGUUCCUAUUGAGUCAGAUGCUACUGAAAUGGUAGUUUAAUAUUACCUCAGUAUUUGCCUUGGAUUUGAUGCUAAGAAGGAAUAUUGACUUUAUUGUAUUUAAAGGCACUUUUACUUGUGUGUUUUGAAUCUGUUUUAAUUUUCUGGAAUAUUUAAUUGCAGGGUCUAACUAAUUAGGAUAGCUAGGAACUGUGGCUGAAAAGGGGAAUAAGGUAAGCAUAAUUCUUGAUGUCUUUUUCUCCUUGUUUUCAUAUGCCACUUAAUGCUGAAGCAAAGAAGAAUAACAGACAAGCAUAUAGACAAUAAUCUUUAUAAAUCAGGAAUUUAGGUAUAAUACAAAUAAUGUGGUAUAUUAAUGAUAGCUUGUUCUCAAUACUAACAUAUUGUGUAGAAUUAAAUUUUGCCUUUUCCCAUUAAUGCAUGCACUGUAUAUUGCUCUACCUACUGGAAAAUGUUUCUACAGAUUAUUCCAGACCAGGAGUUGGAAAAGAUAUUUCACUGCAACAACAGAUACUUCUUUUAUUUUAUUGUGCUAGCACAGUUACUCUAAUAAAAGCAUAGAUGCCACAGUGCAGUGUAUUUCUAACCAAAACAGUUGCACGUUGCACGAACUUUUGAAUUUGAAGGCUUUUCUUCAGGGCCUCAUGCCUAUCCACAAUUUUGUGCCCAUAUAAACUGCCAUUUAUCUAAAUCCCAGUGAAAUCAAUGUACUUGAAGUUAAUGUUAGCCAUUGAUUUCAGUGGGAUGCAGGCAUCUAAAGUGCUUUGUUAAAAGGGAAUCAGUAUAAGCAUAUGCCAAAAUGUCUUUCAUUUAUUACAGUUGGGAACAGACUGCAGUUGUGAUUCAAAACAUAAAAGAUACAAUAGACAUCCAUGAUUAGGCAAUGAAAUAUGCCUUUAAUAAGCCCAGUGCAGACAGUUCAUUUU
This is a messenger RNA of Cuculus canorus (common cuckoo), 5827 nucleotides long. RefSeq names its product thioredoxin reductase 2 (gene TXNRD2). The transcript is spliced from 17 exons. Gene Ontology annotation, biological process: glutathione metabolic process; cell redox homeostasis; cellular response to oxidative stress. Gene Ontology annotation, molecular function: flavin adenine dinucleotide binding; glutathione-disulfide reductase (NADPH) activity; thioredoxin-disulfide reductase (NADPH) activity. NCBI's taxonomy places the organism in Eukaryota, Metazoa, Chordata, Aves, Cuculiformes, Cuculidae. Bases 33 to 1553 code for a protein of 506 amino acids. Gene Ontology annotation, cellular component: mitochondrion; cytosol. The record is from RefSeq and is a predicted model, not a curated record.